This is a messenger RNA of Oryzias melastigma (Indian medaka), 3048 nucleotides long. It is a transcript of the gene ankrd33ba, whose product is annotated as ankyrin repeat domain 33ba. The record is from RefSeq and is a predicted model, not a curated record. Bases 761 to 2350 code for a protein of 529 amino acids. The transcript is spliced from 6 exons. NCBI's taxonomy places the organism in Eukaryota, Metazoa, Chordata, Actinopteri, Beloniformes, Adrianichthyidae. Gene Ontology annotation, molecular function: protein binding.
UGCUCAAUGUUAGUUAUACAUGUUUUCCAUUAGAGAAAAAAAUGUGUUAAAAACACAACUUUCAUUUGAGUACCUUUGAUCUCUGUAACUGCUUAAAAUAAGAAGGAAUGAUAAAUUACUAUAAAAACUUUAAACAAAAGUAGAAGAAGUAGAAGUUAUUCCAUCCAAAAAAGAUAGAACCAUAACUACAAAGCAUAAACAAAUACGCACGAGCAUAAAUGAUCUAAAAAUAACAAUGAAAAUAGAUCUGGGUCCAGUAGGAUUAAUCUCUUACUAGAAGACCAAUGCAAACCCCACACCCGCGCGCACACGCACGCAGAGAUCCCAGUUGCGUCUAAUCGGAUUAGGUGGCUGUGGGUUAACACACUGGGUUCUCUCUCCGCCCUUCAUGGGAAUGUGCGCGCAGAGCUGCUUUUACUUUCUGCUUCGGAACCUGUUCAAGUUUCCAGUUUUUUAAUCAGAUAUUGAAACAAAGUUACGGACUAAAAGAGGUUUUUAUUUUCAGAACUUCCUCUGGAGCUGCAUGGCCGCAUGGGCGCAAACUCUGGAGAUGACCGACGGUCAGACUUUUACGCGCAACAGUUUCACUUCUAAAACCCUUUGACAGCCACCUAAAACCGAUGAUUGUGAGUGUUUACUGUCUUCUCUAAGCAAUGUGAGGGAUUUUUGUUUGCUUUGUUUCCUUGUUGAAGUGAUAGUCAGUCACAUGCGCGCGCCAAACACUCUCCCCAGAGGACAGUGCCCUGGGUUAGGGGGUUAGAUGGUGCUGAUCACGGACGAAAGGGAUGGAGGAGGCGCCUCAUCGGUCCGCGUCAAGCAGCUCCAGCUGCAGAGAAAAGCCGGAGGAAACACCGGACAAAUCCACCCAACUAUAGCCGAGGAGCCUCUGUCCACUUCCGAGGAGAACUACCUGAGCGCGUACGAGGAGGAUGGAGACAGCGAGGAGGACAGCGACGAGUUCGAGGAAGUUGACUUUGAGGACUUGGAUGACUGUCGGAGCAUCGCCUCGGAUGACUCCUUCUACCCUCCGGAUGAUGCGUUCGCGGACUCGGAGCGCAGUCCGUCUCCGGAGAGCCCGGAGCCGCUGACCCUGUUCCGGGCGUGCUGCAGCAACAACGCGGCGAUCGUCCGGAUCAUGAUACGGCACGGAGUGACCAAGGAGGAGGUCAAGGAAACAGACAGGAACAACAGGACAGGACUUUUGAUAGCGUGUUACCAAGGAUUUGUGGACGUUGUGGUAGCUCUGUCUCAGUGUCCAUACCUGGAUGUCAACUGGCAGGACAGCGAGGGAAACACCGCCCUGAUCACCGCCGCACAAGCAGGCCACAUAACAAUCACCAACUAUCUGCUCAACUACUACUCUGGGUUGGACAUAGAGAGAAGAAACUGCCAUGGCUUCACCCCUCUGAUGAAAGCUGCCAUGCAGGGCAGGCUGGAAUGUGUGCGCGCACUGAUGCUGGCAGGAGCUUCCUUGGAUGCAAGGGAUUUUGGUCGCAACCUGACUGCCAGAGAAUGGGCCAUGUUCACGGGACGCUACGAAACGGCUUGGAUGAUGAUGCGUCUGAUGGAGCGCCCAUGCCCGUACCAGUUCUGUGACACCUACAGUUUGGAGUGGCCUCCGCUGGCUUCUCUUGCGAUCAAAGCUCAGGAGCCCCGUGGUUGCCUGAAGCGCCUGUCAGACACGGUGCGCAACAUCUUCAACAUUGCAAAUGUCACCAAUCCAGAGGACGAAGGUGUGAUUGAUCACAUGGUGACCGUUACAACUGCCAUGAGGAGCCCUUUUAUUGCAGUAGCGUGUCGCUCUGUGUGUCCCGACAGUCCUCCCAGUGUGGGGAAACGUCGCUACGCAGUUCCAGAGAUUCUCCGGCAGCAGCGGGCCAAGGAGCUCCGCUCCACCAACCCAGACAGAGUGGACAGCCACCUCAAACUCUUCCAAAACUCGCGGGUCACUCUGGUGGCCAGAAGUGCAGAUGACCGCCGAGCCAGCCUUCAAGUUCAGAGAUUGGUGCCUCGACAUAGGAGUUCCAGUCUUGGAAUGGUAGCCUACAACCAAGCCCUGGAGCUCAGGAGAACCAGCCUGUUACCCAUGCACAUGAUGUUGAGGCGGAGUAGCGUCAGACCGGGCCUCAGCAUCCCCAAAGUAAGGGUGUCCAAGGCCCCCACACUCACGACCGAACCCAUGAACAUGCGGAGGAAGAGCAGUGCCAGAGAAGGAGGGGUGGAGCUGCUGCAACUCCCAAAGUGGCGGUACAAGGAGCUGAAAGAGGAGAGACGGAAAGCAGAGGAGGCUGAGAGGCGGAAGCUGGAGGCUGCAACCAGGAGACACAUCGCUGUCGGAAAGAGGAAAUAGUUCAGUCAUCUCAGGGAACUUUUUGUCCUUUAACCCACAAAGUGACAGAACAUUGACAAGCCAUAAAGCCCGAGUGGAUUGACUGUACAGUAUGGAUUCUGUGCUCAGGAUGCAUUUUGAAUCACCCACAAUGUGUGUUAGACCAUCUCUGAGUGACUUCCACAGCAUUAGUGCUCGCUGCUCAGCAUCCUUUUUAAUGUCAGUGAAUACCCAAAAGAUUUUAUACUUGAAAUGUUAUAUAUUAUUUUUAAUAUUUAUUGCUUUUUAACAAAAGGCAGACAAUGCAAUUUAUUGGGGAAACUUACUCUCACAGAAAAGCUUUUUCAUAUUUUGCUUGAUUCAGAACAUUUUAGGUGAAUUUAUAAAUUGGCUUAAAUACCAAAUAUGUGAGUACUGACAUUUACAAUACAUUUAUUUUUAUUAUGCUUUUUGUUUAGAAAAAUGAUUUGGAAAUGUCUGAAUGUAUUUUGCAUAAACAUGUAUUAAUUUAUAGAAAUAUUAAUGCUUUUUACUUUUUUUAAACUAAAUAAUGCUGUUUAUGUCCAAAACAAAUGUGCUUCCAACAAAUGUUUACAUAAAAAAAUUCUUAUAAUGCAAAUCCAAAUGAUAGAAACUAACAGUUAUGCAAUGAGUUUAAUGCACAAUUUGUGUGUGUUUUUGUGUCACCAGCAAUAAAAUCUUUAAAUUAACAAAAAAAA